Messenger RNA from Lodderomyces pseudojiufengensis, 369 nucleotides. RefSeq lists its product as uncharacterized. Gene Ontology annotation, cellular component: mitochondrion. The record is from RefSeq and is a predicted model, not a curated record. The transcript is spliced from 2 exons. NCBI's taxonomy places the organism in Eukaryota, Fungi, Ascomycota, Pichiomycetes, Serinales, Debaryomycetaceae. The coding region runs from base 1 to 369 and encodes 122 amino acids. Gene Ontology annotation, biological process: mitochondrial respiratory chain complex IV assembly.
AUGGGUGCAAGUUGCAAAGAUCAAAAAUUAGCUUUAGCAAUAUGUCUACAGAGAUCACCAUGUGUACUAAUACAACGUAAUACACCAAAAGAAUGUUUAACAAAUCCAAAUUUAAAAAAAGAAUUACCUGAAUUAUGUAAAGCAUAUUUUAGAGCAUUUAUGGAUUGUAAAACAGGACUGAUUGAUAUGAGAAAAAGAAUGAAAGGUAAUGCUCCUUUAUCAACAGGAAAAUUUGAUGAAACUUAUGAAAAUUUAUCAACUGGUCAUUUUGAUGCAAAAGAAGAAAUUAGAAAAUUAAAUGUUAUGAAUAAAAAUUUAUCAAAACAACAACAAAUACAGGAGGAAAAGGAGAUUGAAAGAAUAAGUUGA